AUGGCGGAUGCACCUCUGUACAAGCAGCGCCGCAGGUACCUGAGGGAGCUCCACAAUGUUGACCUACACGACAACCACAAGCUCAACGUCGUUUGCACAAGAAAGGGUAUAGACGUGCACAAGAUGUUGUCCAUGCUUAGGAGGAACCUCGGCGGAAUUCCCGUGAAACUAGUCGGCGAUGAUGUCGAGUACACGCACUACGUGAAGCCACAGCGGGCAGUAGUGCUCCAGCUAUGCGUAGAACAAGAGUGCCUUGUCUACCACAUCUCUGCAGCUAAAGACAUGCCAAUGGAACUGGACAAAUUCCACAUGAAUGAUGAAUUCACCUUCGCCGGAUUUGCUAUUGAAGGAGACAAAGACAAGCUGCAGCUAUCUUGCUUGGAGAUCAACUCCGACAACUAUAUUGAUAUUCAGGUGGAAUGGAGAGACCCGUACAAGAAAAAGAAAUCUGACUCUUUGGCAGAUGUUGCCGGAAGGCUGAUCGUCAUUCACUACUAUGACAUGAAGAACAAAAUCAACUGCAAGGAAGACCAUACUCUGUGGGGGUUUUGCCCGCUACUAGACAAGCUUAUCAAGUAUGCAGCAAUAGAUGCAUUCGCAACCUACGAGUCAUGGAGAAUCAUCUACGAUGUCAUAAUGGUGCUAGACAGGACAAAAAGAGAAAAAGAAGCAAAGAAGAACAAGGCUGUAAUCCCAUACAUCAACUAG
Messenger RNA from Aegilops tauschii subsp. strangulata, 708 nucleotides. RefSeq lists its product as uncharacterized. The record is from RefSeq and is a predicted model, not a curated record. Gene Ontology annotation, molecular function: 3'-5' exonuclease activity; nucleic acid binding. Lineage: Eukaryota; Viridiplantae; Streptophyta; Magnoliopsida; Poales; Poaceae. Gene Ontology annotation, cellular component: nucleus; cytoplasm.